Molecule: messenger RNA, 2184 nt
Organism: Penicillium paradoxum
Lineage: Eukaryota; Fungi; Ascomycota; Eurotiomycetes; Eurotiales; Aspergillaceae
Product: putative RING and UBP finger domain protein
Exons: 1
Coding region: 1-2184 (727 amino acids)
Biological process (GO): Ras protein signal transduction; protein ubiquitination
Cellular component (GO): cytoplasm
Molecular function (GO): zinc ion binding; ubiquitin protein ligase activity
Source: RefSeq, a predicted model, not a curated record
AUGCCAGCCUAUUUCUAUCAUAUUAGCUUGCAAAUCCUCUCACAGGGCUCACCCAACACCUCGAGUCUCCCGAAUUCCUCAUCUAUCGCAAUACAAUCUGCAUGGGAAGCUUUAAAACCAUUUCAGCAACGGAGCCGGUCUUCAAGCUCCAACUACCUAUCACCGACAGGAGAUAAUCACACCUCGCCAGCCUCUGAAGAUUCUCUAGUCCAUCGACAAAGACUCACAUCCACUCUGUCCGCCUACACUACAGUGACCCCACCACGAAGCAUUCACUCCGCGAGCAUCCCCUCCGAUACCGUAUUCUACACUGGCACCACUACCCUGCUGAAAGAAGACAAGCGCUUCGGCGCUGUCUCAAUUGAGUGCAUUGAUAUGGUCACCUCGAAGGAUCCGCCAAAGCGCACUUCAAAGCGUGGUUCCAUCACAGAGUCGGAGAACCUUGUUGCUGCGGGCAUCGGCACAGAGAUCCUAAGUGGCCACCGCACCAAAGGCCAUUAUAUCCCGCUCGAUCAUCAACUUCCCGACAGUGUUUGGGGAAUUGUUCACCUGUAUCGCGAUACACAGGAGACGCCCUAUAUCCGAAAUGAUGACGACUACCCCACAUAUCUCAAAGGCUCCGCAGCUGCGGCCCGGCACCCGGGUGAGCAGCAGGCUGAACUGAGGCAGGGCUUAUUUGGUGCAUGUAGUGCGAAACAAUCUUCUGGUGCGAUGAGUGUGGCAUAUCCUUUCCCCGAGACUAUCUCCUCUGCGCAGAACCCCGACGAGAAUUGUACAACAUUAUGCAUACUGGCUGUGCCGUCUUAUCUGUCGCCCCCAGACUUUUUGGGGUUCAUGGGUGAGAAUACAAUGGAUGAAGUCAGUCAUUUCCGAAUGAUUAGGACUGCCCGCGCGAAUCGAUAUAUGGUUUUGAUGAAGUUCCGGAGUGGCCGGAAGGCGAAGGAAUGGCAAAAAGAGUGGAAUGGCAAGGUUUUUAAUAGCAUUGAGCCUGAGACCUGCCAUGUGGUUUUCGUGAAGACGGUGGAGAUCCAAGUCGUGGAUGCUGAAACGCCGUCGUCUGAGCAUGGUCCGCUCUCUCCUGGCCUCUCGGCUCCCUCUCGACCUCCGGUGCCCUCUGCUGGACAGGCGACUCUCACUGGUAAACCUCUUGCGCCACCUACACCGGCGUUAAUCGAAUUGCCCACUUGUCCUGUUUGCCUAGAGCGAAUGGAUGAAACUACCGGACUUUUAACCAUCAUCUGCCAGCAUGUUUUCCACUGUACGUGUUUGCAAAAGUGGGAAGGAAGCGGUUGUCCUGUGUGCCGGUACACGCAAGAUGACUGUCGCAAAAGCAACGCAGGCCUCAAACCAGACCAAGAACCACAAGAGUGCAGCGUCUGCCACACCGAAGAGAACCUCUGGGCCUGUCUAAUUUGCGGAACCAUCGGCUGCGGCCGCUAUGACGGCGCCCAUGCAUUCGACCACUGGAAAGAAACAACCCACGCAUUUUCUAUGGAUCUCACUUCCCAGCGGGUAUGGGACUACGUGGGCGAUGCAUAUGUGCACCGUAUUAUCCAAAACAAAACCGACGGCAAGCUUCUCGAGCUUCCUGCAGCAGACCACAGUGCCCUGGAUCCACCAGACUGGGGUGAUGCCGUCCCACGCGAGAAACUUGAAAACAUGAGUAUUGAAUACACCCAUCUCCUUACCAGCCAACUGGAAAGCCAACGCGCCUACUUUGAAGAAGUCGUCGAGCGCGCAGUUGACAAAGCAUCCCAGGCCAGCGCGGCCGCUGCCAUUGCAGAAGUCAAUGCCUCCAGCGCCUCGUCGCGUCUUGAAGAGCUUCAAUCUAAAUACGACGUCAUGACACUCGAGACGCUCCCAUCACUCGAACAUGACCGCGCCCGCUCGCAGAAACGCGCAGAGAAAUUCGAGGCCCUAGCUCGUUCCUUCGAGAAGAACUUCCAGCAGGAAAAGUCUAUGAAUCAGAACAUGAUGCAGCGGCUUGAUCUUCUUGCUAAAGAGGUUGAGGGUCUUAAGACUUCGAAUGCUGAUCUCGCGGAGCAGAAUCGGGAUUUGACUUUCUUCAUCAGUGGCUCGCAGAGGCUACAGGGUCAGGGAGAGGAGAUUGAACAGGGGACUGUUUCCGUGCCGGAUCCGCCUGCUAGUUCGAAGAAGAAGAAGAAAGGCAAAGGGAAGCGGUAG